Molecule: messenger RNA, 998 nt
Organism: Lathyrus oleraceus (garden pea)
Lineage: Eukaryota; Viridiplantae; Streptophyta; Magnoliopsida; Fabales; Fabaceae
Exons: 5
Coding region: 168-644 (158 amino acids)
Biological process (GO): protein folding
Cellular component (GO): cytoplasm
Source: RefSeq, a predicted model, not a curated record
UUAACAUUUACCUAUUUAUUUUCCAACCAUUUGAUUAAUCUAAAGGCUGAGAUUGUCGCUACAGAGAACUGUAGAUAUCACCCAAGCAUAGAAUCCAAAUCCUGGAACAACAAACCAAAUUGUGCAAAACAACGAGGAAGAAGAAGAAGAAGCAAGAACAUAUAAAAAUGGCAGAGAAAUUGGCACCGGAAAAGCGUCACGUUUUCCUCCACAACGGUCAAAAGGUUUUCGAAUGGGAUCAAACCCUAGAAGAGGUCGAUAUUUACAUUAAUCUUCCUCCUAAUGUUCAUUCCAAGCUAUUUUACUGUAAGAUUCAGUCCAAACACAUUGAACUUGGCAUCAAAGGCAAUCCUCCAUUUCUCAAUCAUGAUCUUAGUUCACCGGUGAAGACAGAUUCUUCGUUCUGGACUUUAGAGGAUGACAUAAUGCAUAUAACAUUGAAUAAAAGAGAUAAGGGUCAGACAUGGGCUUCUCCUAUAUUAGGUCAAGGUCAGUUGGAUGCUUACUCUAGUGAUCUUGAGCAGAAACGCCUCAUGCUUCAAAGAUUUCAAGAGGAGAACCCGGGUUUUGAUUUUUCACAAGCUCAAUUUAGUGGAAACUGCCCUGAUCCAAGGACCUUCAUGGGUGGAAUUCGAACAGAUUGAUAUUUGCCACAUGAGUUUGUAUUUACCUGCGGUAAUGGAAGAUGAUAAUCAGAUUAAUAAUCUGUGUAAUCUCUUGUCUCCUUGUUUGGUGCCAUUUAGUUUAAUUAAAAAACAAUCUUAACAUACUGUAAUGAAUAACUGACUUUUGGCAUCUUGCGGUAGUAUUUAUUAAUCUUUCAACUGCCCUUUGUUGGCUUUUAAAAUUAAAUAUGUAUAUAGAAAAGGCAUUUGAGUAGGAUUUAUAUUAGACAUCAUUGUUCUAAUAUGAUAUACUAUGUAACUAUUUUGAUUUGAAAUCUCAUGGAUUACCAAGCCAGAUUAAAUCAAGCUAGUAUGGAACAUUGUGUGAGUGUA